Molecule: messenger RNA, 1569 nt
Organism: Saccharomyces eubayanus
Lineage: Eukaryota; Fungi; Ascomycota; Saccharomycetes; Saccharomycetales; Saccharomycetaceae
Gene: CMR1
Product: Cmr1p
Exons: 1
Coding region: 1-1569 (522 amino acids)
Biological process (GO): regulation of DNA damage checkpoint
Cellular component (GO): nucleus
Molecular function (GO): DNA binding; protein binding
Source: RefSeq, a predicted model, not a curated record
AUGCCUGAGUUAACAGAGUUCCAAAGAAAGCGUCAAGAGAACAUUAAAAGGAAUAAUGAUUUACUAAAGAAACUUCAUCUUUCAGGGGUGGCAUCUCAAAUCAAACAUGAGGCCGGUGUGGUAGACAAAGCCAAGGCUCCCGUCAAAAAGAAACAAAAGACGACUAGUAUCAGGGCGAAAAAGUCUGCUAGUCCUUCUUUACCUACCAGAAGAUCAAGAAGACUGAGGGGAGAGGCUGCAGAUAAUACCAAAGGAAUACCUGACUUGAACGAUAACCAAUUGCUCAAGAUGGGCUCUCCCGAUGGCCAUGACAGGAAUUUCAUCGACGAAAUGAAAGAAAAACCGGUAAUUGGAGAUGUAAAAUUGAGUGACUUGAUAAAGGAUGAAAACGAGGAUGCCCUUUUGGAGAAGUUCAAGAGAUUCAAUAAUGGCAGUUUUUCAUCUGGCGAUUUUUUUGACGAAAUAAAAAAGAGGCAAGGGGAUGUCGUGGGCAUGGACGAAUUUGAUUUGGAUUUGUACGAUGUUUUUCAACCUAAUGAGAUCAAGGUCACUUACGAAAGGAUCUCAGCCACAUACUUCCAUCCUGCCGUAGAAAAGAAGCUGAUCAUUGCAGGUGACACCGGUGGCACCGUCGGCUUUUGGAACGUGAGAGAUGAACCCUUAGGUGAUAGUGAAGAAGAUCGAAUCGAAGAGCCUGAUAUCACCAGGGUGAAACUGUUCACGAAGAACGUCGGCCGUAUUGAUUGCUUCCCAACAAAUACAUCAAAAAUUCUGCUGACCUCGUAUGACGGGAGCAUCAGGUCUGUUCACCUGAACAAUUUAAAAAGCGAAGAGGUGCUCACUUUAAAAAAUGAAUAUGAUGAUCCACUAGGAAUCAGCGAUUGCCAGUUUAGUUACGAGAACCCGCAUGUUUUGUUCCUUACUACACUGGGUGGUGAAUUUACCACUUUUGACACGAGAGCAAAAACUUCAGAGUACAAACUGCGAAGACUGGCCGACAAGAAGAUAGGGUCUAUGGCCAUAAACCCGCUAAGGCCCUACGAGAUUGCCACCGGGUCUCUCGACAGAACACUCAAGAUCUGGGACACGAGAAACCUUGUGGAGAAGCCGGAGUGGUCCCAAUACGAAGACCACCCCAGCCACGAAAUCGUUUCCACCUACGACUCGAGGUUAAGCGUCUCUGCGGUUUCGUACUCCCCGACAGACGGGACCCUGGUAUGCAACGGCUACGAUGACACUGUCCGUCUGUUUGACGUCAAGAGCAGUGGUAGCCUCGUCACAGACCUGCAGCCCAAAUUGACCAUCCAGCACAACUGCCAAACGGGGAGAUGGACCAGCAUCCUUAAGGCUAGAUUCAAGCCGAACAAGAAUGUGUUCGCCAUCGCCAACAUGAAGCGCGCUAUCGACAUUUACAACAGCGACGGCCAACAAUUGGCCCACUUGCCCACAGCCACUGUCCCUGCCGUGGUCAGUUGGCACCCACUGCAGAACUGGAUUGCCGGUGGGAACUCCAGUGGAAAGAUCUUCCUCUUCUCCGAUGACUCGCAGGCCAUAAAGCAGGAACAAUAA